Molecule: messenger RNA, 2003 nt
Organism: Gigantopelta aegis
Lineage: Eukaryota; Metazoa; Mollusca; Gastropoda; Neomphalida; Peltospiridae
Product: protein SREK1IP1-like
Exons: 5
Coding region: 72-605 (177 amino acids)
Molecular function (GO): zinc ion binding; nucleic acid binding
Source: RefSeq, a predicted model, not a curated record
AAUUCAUAUUCCUUGACUUCCGACAGAAAAAGGAAGCAGUGUCUGAAAGUUGAGACUACCUGAGUUAAGAAAUGCACAGUGAUAUUCAAGGUUUGAUUAAGAAGUUCACCAACAAAGCUAACGAUGGUGUAAGAGCUGCCUGUCAGAGAUGUGGAUAUGCUGGCCACCUGACGUACCAGUGCCGUAAUUUCAUCAAAGCUGACCCUAACAAAGACGUGAUGCUUGAUGUCAGCAGUACAAGCUCAGACUCGAGUGACGAGAACUUCGUGUCACCACUGGUUCAACUUCGACAAGAUGAAUCUAAAAAAACAAGUAACGUUGUGAAGAAAAAGAAGAAACACAAAGAUAAAUAUAUCAGCAAGAAGAAAACAAAAAACAGAGAGAGAUCUCGUUCGCCAGUAAGGUCGAGAAAGAAAUCGGACAAGAGAUGGACAGAGAAGACGACAAAACACGGCCAGGACAGCGACAACUUCAAUACAGAGGAUUCGGACAGCGACUCGGACAGUUCACAUAAACAUUCACACAGGAAACACAAGAAACAUCACAAACACAAACACAGGAAGAAGAAGAAUCGACAUCAUGAAAGCUCAGACGAGAGUGAAUAAACUUUACAACUGUCUGUCACACAUUUUCAUUUUGUUAAGAUAUUUAUCCUACCAGUUAUAGAUUUGUUAGCAAGAAAGAAAAUUAUUUGCAUAUCGUUACUGAAAAGGAUUUAAGAAAUGAUGUAUCAUUUGUCAUUAUUCUUCAGAGGCCUUCUGUGGACAGGCAAUGAAAUGUUUAGUUCUAGCAUCCGAGACGGAUCAUUCGGAUCAUUCUGACAUCUUCACUUUGCUUUGUAUGCAAGAAAUAUAAGAAACCUCACUGUAUUUUCACAUCAUGUCCAUUUUUCAUCAGUUCAUGCAUGGCUGGUCAUGGAUUGAUCCCUAUCAGUGGACCCAUUGAGCUAUUUCUCAUUCCAGCCAGUGCUCCACAACUGGUGUAACGGCCGUGGGAUGCUGUAUAUAAAAGAUUUCUUUCUGCUGUUCGGAAAGAGUAGCCCAUUGCAUGGUGAUAGCGGGUUUCUCCUCUCAUUAUGUAUGGUCCUUAACAAUAUGUCCGACACGUCACCUUAUUAAUAACCAUAAUUAAAAUAUGAUGAGUGUGUCAUUAAAUAAAACAUUCCUUAUUCACACACAAUUGCAUUCACAAUCUUCAAACACAAAUAUUGCAUUGACAGUUUAUAUUGAAUGAGUUUUAGUGUUAUAGGAAUCACCAGUUUAUUCUCAUUACACGAAUAUGUAAAGUGAUACCAUGGAUGUGUUGAAAAGUCUUUGAUCUGAAUGAUUUAAAGAGGAGAGUCGAAGUUCAUAAAAUGCCAGUACCGGAAAAACUAAGAUUUGUGAACUAUAGAAUGGGCGGUUUUAGUUUUUGAUUCAUAUCCUGCACCCCAUAAAGAAUACUAUUGUGUCAAUUCAGCAUUGAGAACAUCAUUUAUAUGUUUUUAUUUUUCAUACAAAUGAAAAGUUUGAGUUAAAAAUAAAUAACACACUAUUUUGGAUGUCAUAUUUACAUAACUGUUUUCUACUGCCAUUGUUACAUGUUACAGACUGAUAGAGCCUAUUUGAUGACUAAAAGAAGAAAAUUUAUUUAAUAUAUAAUAUUAGUAGUUAAAACCUUUAAUAUUCUUACACCGGCAGCAACAAACUCGGAACGGUCUCGUAAACAAAUGGACAAUAUCCUGUUAGGGACUGCCUUUUUUCCUAUCUGAACAUUGAUGUAUAUACUGCACUGUAAGCUUUAAAAAUGUUAUCUGUUAUUGGCAAUCUUUACAUAAGUUGUUACAAUUUGUGUUAAUUUAAAAUUUACAAACACUAUUAAUUUACAAGAAUUGUUCCUGAAUAGAAAGGUAAUAAUUAAGACUUCUAAGAGUGUUUAAUAUUAGUUCAUAAAUGUGGUUCUAACUCUUGGGAUUUGUAGUGUUUAUUAGUGUAAAAAUUUUGUGCAAUAAAUUUUAAAUCCUA